AUGGCCCAAACCCAGAACUCUGAUCAUACCCAAUGCUGCACCGUAUCUGGUUCCUCCAGCACCACCACUAUGAAGAAAGUGGUUCAAAAGCUCCGGCUGGGGGCGCCUGGGCUCAACCGCAUGAAGGUUUCCCAGGCAGCUGCAGAUGUGAAACAAUUCUGUCUGCAGAAUGCCCAACACAACACCCUACUACCUGGUGUGUCUUCAAGUACGAAUCCCUUCAGACCCCAGAACAUCUGUUGCUUUUUGUAA
Messenger RNA from Neomonachus schauinslandi (Hawaiian monk seal), 252 nucleotides. Its product is annotated as guanine nucleotide-binding protein G(I)/G(S)/G(O) subunit gamma-5-like. The transcript has 3 exons. The coding region runs from base 1 to 252 and encodes 83 amino acids. Gene Ontology annotation, cellular component: heterotrimeric G-protein complex. Gene Ontology annotation, molecular function: G-protein beta-subunit binding. Gene Ontology annotation, biological process: G protein-coupled receptor signaling pathway. The record is from RefSeq and is a predicted model, not a curated record. NCBI's taxonomy places the organism in Eukaryota, Metazoa, Chordata, Mammalia, Carnivora, Phocidae.